Clunio marinus is the source of this 630-nucleotide messenger RNA. NCBI's taxonomy places the organism in Eukaryota, Metazoa, Arthropoda, Insecta, Diptera, Chironomidae. The record is from the annotation of a GenBank genome assembly.
AUGAGCUGUAACAAAUUCCACAGCCCGAAACAUUUGAAUAAUGACAUUGAGUUGGAGGAAGAAUUUAUGUCAAAUCACCGCCCGCAAGUAAAUGAUUGUAUUUUAUUAAUAACUUGCAAUGUACAGAACGUGAUGUUUCUUUGGAAUGCUUCAAACAUCAGCAGAUUCAUCCCGCAAUAUGGUUUACCCGAGGAAAAAUGUGUUCGAACUGUUUCAGUUGCUGAUAUAAUUAUCACUUGCGAUUCAUUAAAGCGCGUCACGAUAAAGCCAGCAAAUAAACAACAGAGGAAAAGGGAGAAAAUGAGCUGUGAAUCAAAACUUUGGAAGUUUUCCCUCCAACCAAACAAAGAAGAUAAUAGAAUUUCCCAAAAGACGAAAGUAGAAACAUUAUUUUCAUUGUUCGAUUUGGAAAUUGGAUUUUCUUCGGCACCAUAUCGUAUUUAUGUUGCGUGCGAGUGUGAAGAUAUCGACAAACGAUAUUAUGAUUUCCUGAACUUUUACUUCACAUCUCGGAAGGUGAAGCUUACUUAUGGAUGGAAGUGGAAUCCAAUUACGAAGAAGCAGAAGCAAAAGGGAGAAAAUGAUACUGUUGAUGAUGGUUGCGCAUGUAAACUUGAUAUCAUCUCUUAA